AUCGAAAGGAUUUACUGAUUCGAAACGCAUCGCAGCUAAAUUUCCAUUUGCGGCUGCCGACGAUGUCGAAGCGAUCUCCGAAGCGAUGGCUCAGCAAAGAGACGAAGGAAUAUUUAAUGAGCACGCACUUCUGGGGCCCGGCGAUCAACUGGAUGAUACCAAUAGCGACCAUAUCCGACACGCGAAAGCAUCCGAGAAUCAUUAGCGGCAAAAUGACGCUGGCGUUAGCGCUGUACUCCAUGGUGUUCGUGAGGUUCGCGUGGAGAGUGCAGCCGAGGAGUUUGCUGCUGGUGGCUUGCCACUUCGUCAACAGCUGCGCGCAGCUUACGCAGGCCUACAGGUUCAUCGAUUACCAUUAUCUAUCUCCGCAAGAGUCUGGAGAGUGA
This is a messenger RNA of Nomia melanderi (Alkali bee), 386 nucleotides long. The record is from RefSeq and is a predicted model, not a curated record. Lineage: Eukaryota; Metazoa; Arthropoda; Insecta; Hymenoptera; Halictidae.